Messenger RNA from Aphidius gifuensis, 2622 nucleotides. RefSeq names its product RAC serine/threonine-protein kinase (gene Akt). Bases 502 to 2145 code for a protein of 547 amino acids. Gene Ontology annotation, molecular function: protein serine/threonine kinase activity; ATP binding. The transcript has 5 exons. Gene Ontology annotation, biological process: protein phosphorylation. NCBI's taxonomy places the organism in Eukaryota, Metazoa, Arthropoda, Insecta, Hymenoptera, Braconidae. The record is from RefSeq and is a predicted model, not a curated record.
UGUAAUUUUUUUUUUACAAAAUAAAAAAAGAAAAACAAUAAAUAUAUUUUUUAUUUACCUGACAAACGUACAUAAUAUUGAGCUAAUAAUUAUAAAAAGUUUAUUUAAUUAUUUAAAAAACAGAGUGAUAAAAGUGAAGAAUAUAAUUUGAAGUUUUGUUGGGUUUUGGAAAACUGUUUAUUGUUGGACCGAUAUCCUGUUUUCAUUUUUUUUUUUUUCAUCAUUUUGACAAUAUCGUGAGACAAUCAACUCCAAUAAAAAUUCCAGAAUAAAUAUUGUACAUCAAAAAAAAAUUUCAUAUCAAUUUGUGUUGUUUUUCUUAACAAAAAGACCAAAACAAAAAUUAUUAUUUAAAUAAAUAACAUUAUAGAUAUACAAUUAACAUUCUUGGAAUAACAACAAUUCUAUUUUCAAAAAAAGAGUAAAAAAAAAAGAGCAAUUUCAACAAUAAUAAUCUAUUUAUUGUUCUAAUUAAUUUGGAAUUUUUUUAACAACACCACCAUGAGUGGUGCAUUGGCGUCUGGAAGUGACCAGGUCGUCAAAGAAGGCUGGUUACAAAAACGAGGUGAACAUAUUAAAAAUUGGCGUUCAAGAUAUUUUGUAUUGCGAGAUGAUGGUACAUUAGUUGGUUUUAAAUCAAAACCAGAUCAACAAAUAGCAGCAAGUGCACAGCCACUUAAUAAUUUUACAGUACGUGGUUGUCAAAUAAUGUCUGUUGACAGACCAAAACCAUUUACAUUUGUCAUAAGAGGUUUACAAUGGACAACUGUUAUUGAAAGAACAUUUCAUGUUGAAACUGAACAAGAAAGAGAAGAUUGGGUUGCUGCAAUACGUUAUGUUGCUGAUAAAUUGGCAAAUGAAGAACAACAACAAAAUCCACAAAUGCAAAUGACAUCAUCAUCAGAAGAUGUUGAUAUGGAUACAACAACAACAACAAGAACAUCAACAACAACAACAACACGAUCUGAUUCAAGUGGUUCAAUUGGUAUGGUUACAACUGAUGCAACUGGUGAUGGUAGUAUUGAUGAAUUAUCAGCUAAAUUUAGUGUACAAGGUACAUCAAGUAGUAAAAGUACUGGUAAAAAAAAAGUUACACUUGAAAAUUUUGAAUUUCUUAAAGUACUUGGUAAAGGUACAUUUGGCAAAGUAAUAUUGUGUCGUGAAAAAGCAACUGGUCAUCUUUAUGCAAUUAAAAUAUUAAGAAAAGAAGUUAUAAUUAGAAAAGAUGAAGUUGCACAUACAUUGACAGAAAAUCGUGUUUUACGUACAACAAAUCAUCCAUUUUUAAUUUCAUUAAAAUAUAGUUUUCAAACAGCAGAUCGUUUAUGUUUUGUAAUGGAAUAUGUUAAUGGUGGUGAAUUAUUUUUUCAUUUACGACGUUCACGUAUAUUUGGUGAAGAACGUACACGUUUUUAUGGUGCUGAAAUAAUAUCAGCACUUGGAUAUUUACAUUCACAAGGAAUAAUAUAUCGUGAUGUUAAACUUGAAAAUUUAUUAUUAGAUAAAGAUGGACAUAUUAAAAUUGCUGAUUUUGGUUUAUGUAAAGAAGAUAUAACAUAUGGACGUACAACAAAAACAUUUUGUGGUACACCAGAAUAUCUUGCACCUGAAGUACUUGAAGAUAAUGAUUAUGGACGUGCUGUUGAUUGGUGGGGUGUUGGUGUUGUUAUGUAUGAAAUGAUAUGUGGUCGUUUACCAUUUUAUAAUCAUGAUCAUGAAAAAUUAUUUACCCUAAUAUUAUUGGAAGAAGUUAAAUUUCCAAAAACAAUAACAAGUGAAGCUAGAGAUUUACUUGGUGGUUUACUUAUUAAAGAUCCAAAUAAACGUCUUGGUGGUGGUCCAAAUGAUGCUAAAGAUAUUAUGAAUCAUCCAUUUUUUUCAUCAAUUGAUUGGACUGAUCUUGUACAAAAAAAAAUACCACCACCAUUUAAACCACAAGUAUCAUCUGAUACUGAUACACGUUAUUUUGAUACUGAAUUUACUGGUGAAAGUGUUGAAUUAACACCACCAGAUCAGGGUAUAUUACAAGGUAGUCCUGGUGGUUUAAAUUCCAUUGCUGAAGAACAAGAACAUUUUCCACAAUUUUCUUAUCAAGAUAGUCAUUCAGCAGCAACAUCUUCCAUUUCAGUUUCAAUAACACACUGACAUCAUUAUCAAAAAUAAUUGAGUUUUAUUUCAGCUGUUUAAUCUAGUUAUUUUUUUUUUUUUUUCUUUUCCUUUUUUUUUUUCAAAAAACAAAAAAGGAAAAAAAGAAAAAAAAAAACAUAUUUUAAAAAAUUCUUUUUUUUUUUUUUUCAUUUUUAUUUACCACAUAUCUGAAAUGUCAAUAAUUAACUAAGUGAUAAUAAUAAUUAUUUUUUUUUUUAUUAUUAUUUUGAUAUAUACAUAUUGUUUUUUUUUUUAUUUUUUUUUUUUAUGGUCAAAAUUAAUUAAUUUAUUUUGUUUAAUUUUAAAUUUAACAAAAUAUUACGAAUAAAUCAAUUAUUUAUAAUUGCCCAAAUAUUUUGCAGCAUGUGAUGAGAAAAUAAUAAAAUUAAAAAAGAUAAUGAUAAACAACAAUAUAUAUAUAAUAAAUAUAUAUAUUUAUUUAUGUUUUAACAAUUGAAAUAAUGUGUGGUGUAG